Phycomyces blakesleeanus NRRL 1555(-) is the source of this 831-nucleotide messenger RNA. RefSeq lists its product as hypothetical. Lineage: Eukaryota; Fungi; Mucoromycota; Mucoromycetes; Mucorales; Phycomycetaceae. The record is from RefSeq and is a predicted model, not a curated record. Gene Ontology annotation, molecular function: protein binding. The transcript has 6 exons. The annotation marks the transcript as partial.
CAUCCCAGCGAACCAAUUAUUGUUUCCGGUUUGAUCAAUGGAAAGAUCAAGUGCCACCGUUAUGGUGAAAAAUCUCAUCAAGAGCUUUGGACUGAAAAAGCAUUUAAGAAGUCAUGUAGAGGAGUUGCCUUUAAUCCUGAUGGAUCUCAACUUUAUAGUGUUUCAAAGGACAAGAUGAUUCUUUUGAUGGACACUAGCACAGGACAGACAAUUAAAUCUCGAGAGAUGACCCAUGAGAACCCAUUGAAUUCUCUUCUCAACUUGAAUGAGAAUAUGUUCGCCACAGGCGACGAUCAGGGUGUUAUCAAAAUCUGGGAUAACAGAAAGGAGGAUGCUGUCAUGACAUACUCGGAGCACGAAGACUUUAUUGCUGAUAUGGCGUAUAGUCCUUCCCAUAAAACUCUAGUGGCAGUAGGAGGAGAUGGUUAUUUGUCUACCUGGGAUAUUCGCAAACCAAAUGUUGCAGCCAUGUCUGAUCAGAUGGGCGAUGAAUUGCUUUCUGUGAAACUUGUCAAGAAUGGGCGCAAGGCCGUAGUAGGAUCACAAGAAGGCAUAUUGAGUUUAUGGUCUUGGGGAGACUGGGGAGACUACAAGGACCGUAUUGUUGGGCAUCCUCACUCUAUUGAUGCAAUCUGUAAAAUUGACGAAGAUACAAUCUGUACCGGAAGUAGUGAUGGUAUGAUCCGAGUUGUUUCUAUUCUCCCUAAUGCUUUCCAUGGUGUUAUUGGUGAUCAUGGUCAAGAUAUGCCUAUUGAGCAUAUUGAGUUGACACACGACAAGAAAUACUUGAUAAGCUGUGGCCAUGAUGAAUCACUGCGAUUCUGGGACGUU